AAACAGCGGAACAAACUGAAAGCUCCGGUGCCCGACCGCAUCCCCGGCCCCGGCCCGGGACCCCCCCUCCCCUCCCGGGAACCCCCGGGGCUCCCGCCCCUCCCGCGCGUCCGGGACCCGGCCGGCCGGGUGCGAGUCCCUGUCGGGGGCCCUGGCUCGGCCCCAGGUUGGAGGAGGCACAGCCCUGCAGCAGCGGCGGCGGCGGUGCUACAGUCUGGAGGGCCCAUGAUUGUGAUUCUCGAUGGAGAGUGAAAGCGUAGAAUCAUAAUGAAAACCAGCCCCUGUCGGCCACUGAUUCUCAAAAGACGGAGGCUGCCCCUACCUGUUCAGAAUGCCCCAGGUGAGACAUCAGAGGAGGAACCCAAGGGUGCCCCUGCCCAACAGGAGCCUGGUCAAGCACAGGCCUCCCAGGGCGGGGCAGAGUCCAGCUCUUGCAAGUUUCCAGCCGGGAUCAAGAUCAUGAACCACCCCACCAUGCCCAACACCCAAGUGGUGGCCAUCCCCAACAAUGCCGACAUCCAGAGCAUCAUCACGGCACUGACGGCCAAAGGAAAAGAGAGCGGGAGCAGUGGCCCCAACAAAUUCAUCCUCAUCAGCUGCGGGGGCGCCCCAGUGGACCCUCCAGACACGCAGCCUCCAGCCCGAUCCAGCAGUGAUUCCAAGAGGACAGAGGUGAUCCCCGAGACGUUGGGGCCAAAGCCCGCAGCUGGGGACACGACUCGCGCUCAGCCACCCGGAGCUGUUCGCAGGCAGCGUCGGGAGAGCUGUGCCGGCGGAGAGGCAGCAGGCUGUACUCUCAACAACAGCUUAACCAACAUCCAGUGGCUUGGAAAGAUGACUUCGGAUGGACUGGGCUCCUGCAGCAUCAAGCAAGAGGUGGAGGAAAAGGAGAACUGUCACCUGGAGCGGAGUCAGGUUAAGGCUGAGGAGCCCUCCGGAGGAUCCACAUCAUGGCAGGACUCCGUGUCUGAACGGCCACCCUACUCUUACAUGGCCAUGAUACAGUUCGCCAUCAACAGCACGGAGAGGAAGCGCAUGACCUUGAAAGACAUCUAUACUUGGAUUGAGGACCACUUCCCCUAUUUUAAGCACAUUGCCAAGCCUGGCUGGAAGAAUUCCAUCCGUCACAACCUGUCUCUCCACGACAUGUUUGUUCGGGAGACGUCUGCCAAUGGCAGGGUCUCCUUUUGGACCAUUCACCCCAGUGCCAACCGCUACUUGACGUUGGACCAGGUGUUUAAGCCACUGGACCCAGGGUCUCCACAAUCGCCCGAGCACUUGGAAUCACAGCAGCAGAAACGACCCAAUGCUGAGCUCCGCCGGAACGUGACCAUCAAAACUGAACUCCCACUGGGCGCACGGCGGAAGAUGAAGCCACUGCUACCACGAGUCAGCUCCUACCUGGUGCCCAUCCAGUUCCCAGUGAACCAGUCACUGGUGCUGCAGCCCUCAGUGAAGGUGCCAUUGCCCCUGGCAGCUUCGCUCAUGAGCUCAGAGCUCGCCCGCCAUAGCAAGCGAGUACGCAUUGCCCCCAAGGUGCUGCUCGCUGAUGAGGAGGUCGCCCCCGCUGCCGCUGCAGGGCCCCUGAAAGAGGAGAAGGACCUGCCUGGGGAAGGGCUGUCUCCCCUGCUCCCGGUUCAGUCCAUCAAGGAGGAGGAAAUCCGGCCAGGGGAGGAGGCACCUCACUUGGCGAGGCCCAUCAAAGUGGAGAGCCCGCCCUUGGAGGAGUGGCCCUCCUCGUCCCCGUCUUUCAAAGAGGAGUCAUCUCACUCCUGGGAGGAUUCGUCCCACUCUCCCACCCCGAGGCCCAAGAAGGCCUACAGCGAGCUCCAGUCCCCGGGCCGGAGUGUCUCGGAAAUGCUCGUGAUCAAACGAAGGCAGCGGAGGGAGAUGAGCCGGUCUCGAAGGAAACAGCACCUGCUGCCCCCCUGCGUGGACGAGCCCGAGCUGCUCUUCUCCGAGGGCCCCAGCACUUGGCGGCGAGCAGAGCUCCCCUUCCUGGCGGAGUCCUCAGAGCCCGCCUCCCAGGAGGAGGCAGGGCCUUUCAAGACCCCCAUUAAGGAGACACUGCCCAUCUCGUCCACUCCAAGCAAAUCUGUCCUCCCCAGAACCCCCGAGUCCUGGAGGCUCACACCCCCAGCCAGGGUUGGGGAGCUGGAGUUCAGCCCUGUACGAACCCCCCAGGGUGCCUUUGGCCCCCUGCCCGACUCCCUGGGGCUGAUGGAGCUGAGCACUACCCCGCUGAAAAGCGUUCCUCUCUUUGACUCACCCCGGGAGCUCCUCAAUUCAGAACCCUUUGACCUGGCUGCUGACCCCUUUGGCCACUCUCCCCGCUCAGAAAUGGAAGCCCCCAAACCAGGCUCCCCAGAGCUGCAGGUUCCCAGCCUUUCAGCCAAUCGGUCUCUAACGGAAGGCCUGGUCCUGGACACAAUGAAUGAGAGCCUCAGCAAGAUCCUGCUGGACAUCAGCUUCCCUGGCCUGGAGGAGGACCCACUGGGCCCUGACAACAUCAACUGGUCUCAGUUCAUUCCUGAGCUGCGGUAGAAACCCGACCGUGCCCUGGCCCCUCAAGCUGCCCACCACUGGAGGCACCGCUGUGAUAGGGAGACCCAAGGCUUAGUGCACGCCAAGCCCUCUGAGCAAGGACAGCAGGCGGGGAUUGAUCUCGGCUCCACCUGGCCUGAUUCGGCCACGGCGGCAGUCACACCUUAGCCACUGCUGCUGAGACCUCUGCCAGCAGUCGUGCCUUGGGAGCUGCCCUCCGAGCCACUCGUGCCCCCCAAGCCACUCGUGUCCCCCAGGAGCACCUGACUCCCGUCCUCUCCCUGCCAGGAGCAGAAGGGUGGGAAGGACAAAAACCAGGGGGGUGAGAAGAGGGUGAGAACACCACAGCCACGCCCAUCCUGUGCCCAGCAGUCUCGCCUUCUCUGCUCCUCACAGGGUGGCUGCUGUGAAUAGUGUCAGUUCUCCAAAUCGUCCUCUAAUUAUAGACGUGGGCUUAUUUCCUUAGACCGCUGUGUAGAGACUGCCAGGAGAAGGGCGUAGGAAGACGAGGGUUUUCAGUUUGCUUCUGUUCCAUGCUUUUGGUUGCUAGAGAAGGGAGGAUGUGCGGUGCAUGGUUUCUUCCAGGCCCAGGGUACCUGACUCCAGGCUUCAUCACCAUAGGUGCCCAGACAAGCAGACCUGCCUGCCGGGGGCCCUCUUCCUGCCCCUCCCUCCCACCUCCCCGUGUUUCCAAGUCAGCUUUCCUGCAAGAAGCAAUCCUGGUUGAAAAGGUCUUUUGCGAUGGUUUUGGAGUUGAAUUUUGGGUGGGGGAAUGGAGGCAUCUGAGGCAAAGGGUGUGGGUACCCAGAUAAGCCCCCAUGAGAUGUUUCUCUGAUAAUGUCCCUAAUCAUGCCAGGGAGAUGAGCAUUGACCAGAACUUGGGCAGAGGGCGUAAGAAGGCUGAGAGAGCCCCUAACGUGCCUGGCUUCCUUAGCUCGCACCUCAGCUUCGCAAAGAGCCACCCUGGGCCCCAGCUGACUGCAUGGAUGUGAGCCAGCUCAAGAACACUACUGUACCUACCUACUCAAUAAAACCCAGGCUGCAA
Messenger RNA from Oryctolagus cuniculus (rabbit), 3589 nucleotides. It is a transcript of the gene FOXM1, whose product is annotated as forkhead box M1. Gene Ontology annotation, cellular component: nucleus. Gene Ontology annotation, molecular function: DNA-binding transcription factor activity; RNA polymerase II transcription regulatory region sequence-specific DNA binding. Gene Ontology annotation, biological process: G2/M transition of mitotic cell cycle; regulation of cell population proliferation; regulation of transcription by RNA polymerase II. Lineage: Eukaryota; Metazoa; Chordata; Mammalia; Lagomorpha; Leporidae. The record is from RefSeq and is a predicted model, not a curated record.